UUUUUCGUUUUCAAUAUGGCCGCCAUUGCUUCCCGGAGAGUUAGUUGUCGUCAAAAUGUUGAAUUAGUCAGGCCUCUAUGAUAAGCCGUCAUGCCUUCGUCAGACAAGAAUAAACUAAAGGACCUGCACUUGGCUUCUUGUUUAGGAGACCUGAACAAACUAGCCGAUCCUGGCCUUACUGCUGACAGAAAUGCUAAUCCCUCAGCAUACAUCAAGUCAGCUGAUAAAGUUUACUUGAAAGCUCAGAGUCAUGACCUGGAAGGUGAUGAAGAGCAUGCGUAUGCCAUGUACAUGCGCUUUUUUAAUAUCAUCUCCUUGAUUAAAAAGACCAAGAAAUACUCUGACAACAAGAACUACUUUGACAAUUUAAUGGGGAAAUCAAAAAUCAUCAAGUCUAUAAACCGAGCAGAAGCACUGCAAAAAAGUCUCGAUAAAAGGUAUGAAAAGCUUAGAGCUCAAAAAGAAGCUGACAAAAAAGCACAGGAAGAAGCAAAACGAAAAGAAGAGGAAGACAAGAAAAAUUUGGAAUCGCUGAAGGCAAAGCAUGGCAAUGGAACAGACAGUGACAGUGGUUUUGACAGCGAUAUUGAUUUGCUCUUGAAUGGAAAUUCUAUUAGUUCAUCCUCUGAUGUUUAUCAAAAGCUUAAGGUCAGUCAUAAUUCAAUCCUCACACCGAAAUCACAAGAUAGUGGUAGUGGUACACUAAUUAGUGGUCUGGAGUCUCCAAGUUCCAUGGCCAAAUCAGCGGCUACAGAUGGUUCACUCAGAUGUGUAACAGCACAAGAUCUGUACAACCUGCUAACACCAGAGAGUGAGUCCAAAAUUCUGAUCCUAGACUGCCGACCUCAUUCCAUGUUUGUUGAGAAUCACAUCAGAUGUUCAUGUUGUGUAAAUAUACCAGCUGAACUGCUGGAUCAAGGGGUGUCAGUUGGCAGCAUAGAAAGAAGAUUGCCUGAGGCAACAAGAAAGAUUUGGAAUAAGAGAGGACAAAAAGAUUUUGUUAUUUUAAUGGAUGAGUCAACAAAGAUUGCAGACAUUACACCUGAAAGCAGAAUUCAAAGGCUCAAAGAUGUGAUAUUUACCUUUGACUCAUACAGUUCAUUAAAGAAUGAACCACUCUUUCUUGAUGGUGGAUUCCAUAGUUGGUUGUGGCAUUAUCCAUCUGUUGCUCUGAAAGCAGAAUUGCCAAAGGUGCAGUCACAACCUAAACCUGUAACUCCCAUAGAUCUAUCAUCCCUAGACUACCCUGAACUUCCAGAAGAGAAAAUAUCAUCACCUCAGUUGCCAUCAUCUCCUGAAACUGGUCAUCUUAACAGUAGCCUCCAGUAUCCAGCCCUCCCAACGGCAGGUCUUCAAAAUGUGGAUGGCCAACUUCUUAACCCAAAAGGCAGUAUUCAACAAGACAAAUCGCUACCAUCACCUUCCCCAGCUCCUUUCCAACCUACUCCCAAUGUACCAUCCUCAGGACCACUUCCAGGAGGGAAAGCUCCUUCAGAAGGUUUGAGUCCAGUACACACACCUGGCCCAAACUAUAAUCAACCAGGAAUUCCUCCAGCUGUCUCAGCUUCACUAUCUGACAGAAAACUGUCGCAUACUGGUCCUCAAAAAUUGGAUCCAAGGAACAUGCCAUCCUCACAACCUGGUGCUCCAAUAUUGCAAUCGUCAGCACCAGGAAUGCAGUCUUCAAUGCAAAUUGCUCUACAGGCCAUUAUUUCAAAUCCAGGAGGACCUAGGCCACCAGGUUCUCAACCAAAUAUGACAGCACCACAUCCUUCAGGUCAAACAGGUCUUCAAGCAAACACUCCUAACUCUGGUCCUCAAAUGGCACCAAAUACCCAACCAUCUUUACUAAGUGCAACUGUUCCAAAGCCAGUUUUGCAACCUGGUGUGCCAUUCUCAAGCCCUUCAAGCAAGCCAUCUGCUCAACCUGGUAUUUCACCACCCCAAUCCACUAUCUCACAGUCGACUUCAUCUUCAAACAUGUCAACGCCUGGGACUCAGCCUGCUAGUGUGAAUUCCACAUCUUCAACUAGCCAAGUACACUCAGUGGCUCCACUGCAGGUUACUCAAACAAUAUCAACUUUAUCUUCUGCUGGAGGACCACAGCUAUCUUCAAAAUUAUCAGUACCUCCCGAAGGCCCUGGAGUUGCUGUUCCACCUGUUUCUGGCCAUAUGCCUGGCCAACAAAGUGUGCAGCCAGGAAACCACCCACAAGUUCCAUCAGUGAGUCAAGUGUCUCAUGGUGGUACUCAAGUUCCUGGACAGUCCUCCCUUCCAGCAGCACAACAUCAUCAGGUUGCCACUUCACCCAUCCCAAGGACAGAUUCAAGAAACAAUCCAAAUGGAAGGGAUACAACUAUUAAUUCAAGUCAAGUUUCCCCUCCAGGACAUGUAGUUAAUUCUGAUCAGAAGCCAACUCAGGAUGUUCCUAGUGGAUCCGCAAAACAGCCACAUGGUGGACAAAAGGUGUCAAAGUCUUCUCAACAGGCUGCUUCCAACAAGGCAACUGCCUAUGUAACUACACCAGGGUUGCCACCUGGCUGGGAGAGAGUUGAAAGUGGAGACAAAGUUUACUACAAAAAUCACAAUACUCAUUCAACACAUUGGAAACCACCCUCAUCAGUGACAACACCUGCUGCACCACAAUCUAGUGUGCAAAAGCCAGAUCAAUCUCAGUCAGGCACAAAAGUUGUUGCACCACAAUCAAGUAGUGUAACAGGACUGCCACCGGGCUGGGAGAAAGUUGAAAGUGAAGGAAAAGUUUACUACAAAGAUAAUAAUACUCAUACAACACAUUGGCAUCCACCCUCAUCAGGGACAACACCUGCUGCACCACAAUCUAGUGUGCAAAAGCAACAGCAGGCCCCUAUAAAGAGACAAUCUUCAGUAGAAAGGCCAAUGCUGCGCAGAUCCAAUUCCUCACCAAACCUAAAAAAGCAGAGUGAUCAGGGCACUUCUGGUCCUAAGAGACCGGUAAUAGAUCGCUUAUCAAAACCAGACUCGGAGCAAACAGGAACAGCCAGACCAGUUAUAAACCGCAGUGCUAAACCUUUGUCUGCCAACCAGCUUGACAGCUUUAACCCUAGCUAUGGAGGGCUGGGAACUGGAUUAACAGGACUCCGUAACCUGGGAAACACUUGUUAUAUGAACUCUGUUGUACAGUGCUUGAGCAGUGUUUCCCCUUUGGCUGCUUUUUUUAUUUCAGGGGUUUACAGAGAAGAUCUCAACAGAAGCAAUCGAGAUGGAACAAAGGGGGAACUAGCAGAGAGCUUUUCAGUGCUUGUCAGAGUUCUGCAUUCUGGACAAUUCAAGUGUGUGUCGCCAGGAGAUUUCAAACGAACAGUUGGAAAGUUUAAAUCCCAGUUCUCUGGGUAUGACCAACAAGAUUCCCAGGAACUGUUAGCUUUCUUGAUGGAUGGCUUACAAGAGGAUCUCAACAAGGUGAAGAGCAAGCCAUAUCUUAAGGCACCUGCUGAUGAUCUAGACCCUCAAACAGCUGCCAAGAUUGCUUGGGAAAACCACAAGAAGAGGAAUGAAUCUAUUAUGGUGGAAUUGUUUGAUGGUUUGUUCAUGUCAACUGUAAAGUGUAUGGUCUGUAGUAAAGAAUCCAGGACUUUUGACACUUUUUCCAACCUUACUCUCCCACUGCCAGCCAAUGCAAGUCGCUGCACUCUCCAGGAUUGCCUAGCCUUGUUUACAAAACCUGAGAAAAUGUCAGGAGAUGAUAAAUGGUUUUGUCCAAAGUGCCAACAAAGAAGGGAAGCCAGUAAAACAAUUCAGAUCUGGAGGCUGCCAGCCAUCCUUGUUGUACAUCUCAAACGAUUUCAAUAUGAAGGGAUGUGGCGUCAGAAACUUCAAACAGGGGUCUCCUUUCAAAUGUCACAGUUGGACAUGUCCAACUUUGUAGUGGGUCCAAAGUUUACAGCACGUUACAACCUGCAUGCCGUUUCCAAUCAUUAUGGAACCAUGCAUGGCGGACAUUACACUGCAUUCUGCAAGAGUGUUUAUGAUAAGAAGUGGUACAAGUUUGAUGAUCAGUAUGUAACUGAGAUGUCACCCAGAGAAGUUGUGACUUCAGCCGGAUAUCUGCUGUUUUACACCUCAUUUGAUUUCCAACCCCCAAAGUACUUAAUCAAGUCAUGAAACUAAUCAGUGGAGUUGAUGAUAUAUUGUAAAUAGUUGCAGCAAAUUUACAUGUCUUUGACAAAAGAAAAUUGUAUGAAUCAAAAAUCAAUUUAAUGAAAUAGCACUGUAAUUGCACUAGAUGCUUGGUAUGGCCCCCCAAAAAUUAUGAAGUAUAGGCACUGAUUUUACAAUAUUAUACCUCAAGGUCAGUAAAAAACAUUGACUGAGAUUAUUUACAUUAUUAUGUAGAAAACAUGUCAUAUAAUUGUAGAUCUAGAUGUUACAAUGUACUGUAGAAGUAACAAAUAAGUGAUGGAACAACUUACUAGGCUUUUGCGUUGAAAGAAGAAAACAGUGGGACUGUCUGUGAGUAAAUCUGUUCCCUGAGUCAAGUUGAAACUUAAGUCCAAUAGCUGAGUCAUUGCUGAUUGUUCAGCAAAUGUUAAGUUUAAUCCCAAUUCCCCAUGGUUUGGAAUGUGGCAGAUGGUGGGCUGGAGAUAGGUGACUAACUGCAUCGAGCCAAAUAGCAUUAUAGUAAGUAUAAAUAGUGCUCUGGUUAGCCUACAAGCAAAAUAUGUUUUUCUGAACAAGGGCUAGAUCUUAAAUGUUAUUGAUUUGUAACAUGACUUAGACAUUUGCUUUGCACUCAGAGGAAUGUCUAAUGAUCAGAUUUGUCUCAGCCAGCUGAUCAACUUGAUGGUCAGUAAAAUACAUUUUAUUUGGUGUUGUUGAACAUCAAAGUUUUGAGUCAAAAUGAGUUUGGCAAUUGACAAAACAUGAGACAACUAGUUAAUUAUGACUUGUAUUAAACGUAAGUGUUAAUUUUUAUUUCAAGCCUGUAGAAAACAUAAUGUAUUACUGGACCUGGGUCAAGUUGUUUGAGUUGUUGUUGUUUAACUUAAUCAUCAGCUAAACAACCAGAACCUAGAAGUUAGCUAAAGAAGCUUAUUGUUUCAUAAAAUGUUUUCCUUCAGAGUUAAUGUUUUUGGCCUAAACUGUUUGGGUUUCAUAACACAACUGAUAAUCCAUAAAUAUUGUUUUAAUAGUGAUCAAGAUUGCUGUUGAAGUGUUGAAAAUACAACUUUGUGUAAACGCAAGGUUGCAAAACAAAGAGAUGUAGUGCUGUAGGUCAUAGAGGUAGAUCUGCAGCACAGAGAGAUGACCAGGGUAAAGGAAGAAUAAUUACAACUGCAUAAUUAUAUAUUUUUUUAGAUUUGGAUCUUUGUAUUCAGUUGUACAUUACAUUUAUGCCAUGGAAAGGAGAGGCCACAAGUGCAGGUUUUCAGGGGAGUUUUAUUUUCUCAAUUUGGUUUCAAACUGAAAAUUAAUACAAAGGAGAGAACCAAACAUAUAUCAAUUGAAUACUGUAAUUAGAAUUGGAAUCAUUGUUAAAUUACUGUUACAUUUAUAAUUUACUUCCCUCCUCAGAUAUUGAGCCCUCUGAAAACAGAGUUUAUUGUAAUAUUUAGUCAAGAUUUGUUAACUUGUUGGUCUCAUUGAUCCAUUAGAUUGGCUUCAUUAAUGAAUUUUGCUAUAGCUUCAGCAUUUAGGAGAUGGUUUUGAUCAAGAAAUAAGAGCCCAGUCCUUACUAAGUACCCUGUCUCCCAACUUCAGUUGGAACCAUUUGUAAUAGUAAUUGGACCAAGUGGAGUGCAAUUCAGGGAGUAAUCGGGCAAGUAAUUUCAAUAACGGACAAGAGUGAAGUGCAAGGCCGAUUUUAAAUUAUGAUCACGAUUACUCGCUGAAUUGUAUGACACAAGGUCCACUUACCAAUUAAUCAUAUCUAUAACAAAUUUCAAAAUUGAAAAAGUCUUUGGAGAACUUCUUUUGAGCAAAAAGGUCAGUAGCAUUUUCCUAAGUUUCAAAAACACUGGGAAACAUUGAGGAAGCCAUAAAAGUGCACGUAAUUCACAUGUGAAUCAUGUAGGUAUCCAAUUACAGGCAUCUAAAUACAAAUAGUUCUAAUUAGAUACCUGCAAGAGAACAUGAUAGGUACAAUUGGACACCCACAUGAAUGCACACCAGUUAGGUGACUAAUAGCAGGCAGAGAUCCAAUCAUGAUUGGAAAUUUUGUUAUAGAUACAAUUAUAAUGGUAAUUGUCAAAAGGUUAUGGAUAGACUAAUAAUAAGCUAAUAAUGCUUCAUCGUAUAGCCAGUGUCUGGUCUGUAGGUCAAGCAUUGUCAGAGGAAUUUAUCAGAUGAGAUAACACUAAUUUUUAGAAACAUUUUUUGAAGUUUGAGACCAGUGUCAAGGAUGGACUCUAACUGGGCAAACAAAGAGAGAAGGGCUGUCAAUUACUAAAUUGCAAUGUUCAGUCUCAAAGAAAACCUAAAAAAAAUAUUGCAAAGAAGGGCCUGUGCCAAAGAGGCAAAUUGGAAAGGAAGUUAGGAGACCAUUAAGUAACUCUUUAGUUGCAGGAGUAAGAAUUAAGUAAAUAAUAUUCAGUUGUAUAAUAAUGUACAAUGUAAGUGCAAGUAUUGCAGGUUGCUGCAUUUAAUCUGCAUCGUAAUAUCCUAACUUGUAAUUUGUAAUUUUCCAAACCUUGUGUAACUUUUAGAAGGUCUUGGUCUCAAAUGAAUGUAAACUAUUAAAAUUAUUAAUGUAAUAAAGCAAUAAUUAAGUUGAUUGGA
Messenger RNA from Orbicella faveolata, 6756 nucleotides. Its product is annotated as ubiquitin carboxyl-terminal hydrolase 8-like. NCBI's taxonomy places the organism in Eukaryota, Metazoa, Cnidaria, Anthozoa, Scleractinia, Merulinidae. Gene Ontology annotation, biological process: protein deubiquitination. The record is from RefSeq and is a predicted model, not a curated record. Gene Ontology annotation, molecular function: protein binding; cysteine-type deubiquitinase activity.